Phlebotomus papatasi is the source of this 4126-nucleotide messenger RNA. Its product is annotated as neuroligin-4, X-linked. Gene Ontology annotation, biological process: presynaptic membrane assembly; synaptic vesicle endocytosis; modulation of chemical synaptic transmission. The record is from RefSeq and is a predicted model, not a curated record. Gene Ontology annotation, cellular component: postsynaptic membrane; cell surface; synapse. Bases 459 to 3848 code for a protein of 1129 amino acids. Lineage: Eukaryota; Metazoa; Arthropoda; Insecta; Diptera; Psychodidae. The transcript is spliced from 8 exons. Gene Ontology annotation, molecular function: signaling receptor activity; neurexin family protein binding.
CAAGAUGCUCAUCAGUGUGUUGAGAUUAACGCAAGAAGGCACGCUCAUAUGGGAGAGUCUUCUCAAUCAUUUAAUGAUUGUAUUUGAACGCACUUCAUCUACUUUUAAUUGCUGAAUUGUGGUGUGACACACUCAUAUUACAAGUGAUCAACUUAUUGAAGUGAUUGUGAUGUUAAAUUUCUCCCAGAUUUCAAUUUAACACCACAAAAUUGAGAUCAAAUUGGAUGAAAAUGACUAGAUUUAGUGUAACUAUGAUGGCGGUUCUUGUGGAAUUUACUGAACAGGAAUUCCGUGUGAUGUUGAAAUAAUCAGGAAGAAUGCAUAAAAUAUUCUUAGUUAAGAUCCUAAAACAAUGUGCAGAAAAAUAAGCUUUCUUUAGUGAUUUCAAGAGUGAUCAAGUGAAUGUAAAAAUCAACCUAAUAUGCGCAUUUUUUCCUCAAUACGGCACAAAUACGAAAAUGGCUCAAUUAAGAUUUCCUACGAUGAUUUUAUUCUUGGCACUGUGUGUAUCGCUCAGCUGUGGAAUGAUCGACGCCAGCACCGAGAAUUUGGCAAGCACGGUCCAAAACAGUGACACGACAAAAACAUCCCGUGGGACAAACAGGGAGAUCAAUCUCCAGGCCACCGAAAGAGUCGCAAAAUCAUCACCGACGCAAAAGAGUCGCCGGCAAUCGCAACGGAAUAUCACCCUAACACGGCAGAUUGCCAUUAAACAGGGCAUCCUGCGGGGUGUUGUCCGGCACAUGCACCCACAUUCAGGCCUCAGGGAUGUAGAUCAGUUCCUAGGAGUGCCAUAUGCGGAGCCGCCAAUCAACAAUAAACGCUUCAUGCCGCCAGGUGCCCCAUUACCUUGGUCAGAUGUGAGGGUAUUCUCUGAGUUGCCUCCAGUUUGUCCUCAGAAUCUACCCAAUCUGCAAGCAACCAAUGGGACGCUAUCAAAGGGACGUUACAAUCAGCUCAAGAGGCUUUUGCCAUAUCUAAAAUCCGAGAGAGAAGACUGCCUCUAUCUCAACAUUUACAUGCCAACUUGGGAGGGAUCUAUCUUCCAAGCAAAAUUUCCCGUGAUUGUGUUCAUUCACGGAGAGUCCUUUGAGUGGAACAGUGGAAAUCCCUAUGAUGGUUCUGUACUGGCCAGCUAUGGGAGGGUCAUUGUGAUCACUGUAAACUACCGUCUGGGUAUCUUGGGAUUUAUGAGACCGGGCGUGAGUGAGGAAGUAGUGAGCAAUUUUGGUCUUUUGGAUCAAAUUGCUGCACUUCAGUGGAUCAAGGAGAACAUUGAGGCUUUUGGUGGAGACAGUUCUUCAGUCACGCUCAUGGGACACAGUACUGGUGCUGCUUGCAUAAACUUUCUUAUGGUAUCGCCAGUGGCCAAGGGACUCUUCCAUCGAGCCAUUCUUAUGUCUGGAUCAGCUCUCUCAGAUUGGGCCACCUCUAAGCAUCCCACUCAAUUCACCAUGCAAGUGGCUCAGAGUGUCCAUUGUCCCAUUGCCGAUGAUGAACUCGUCGCAUGCCUGAGGAAGAAGAGAUACAGCGAAAUGCUGAGAGCAAAAGUAUCUUCACCAAAAUUUUCUACAAUUUUCGGUCCCCUAAUUGAUGGGCUGGUGAUUCCCAAUGAACCAGCCUCAAUCAUGAGUCAAUCCACUGACACAUUCAGCAAGUACGAUUUGCUCUUUGGCAUGACUGAAGUCGAAUCCUAUCACAUGCUCAACGCCAUUGAGCUGAUGUAUGGUCUGCUGGAAAAUGAGAGAGACACUCUGCUGCGCUUCUACCUCCAGAAUCGCUUCGAGAUUCGUCCAGAUUUGGCUCUAGCAGCCACUCUCAAAGAAUACUCCAAUAUUUAUGCGACCGAGAAGACUCAGAACGCAAAUUACCAUCGAGAUAAGGUUCUUGAAAUCUUCUCCGAUGCCAGAGUUGCUGGACCACUCGUACAGACUGGAUUAUUCCAUGCUAAAAGCAAUCCCAGAAGUUUUAUGUAUGUCUUUGCUCAUAACAGCGAAGCUGGAGAGUAUGCUUAUCUUUCGCAGAGUAUUAUUGGAGAAGAAUUGGCUUAUGUCUUUGGAGCUCCUCUGAGUUCAUCAGGACCCUUUCAGCCAUUCUAUAAUUCCCAAGAGAGGCUUCUAUCGGAGGCAGUAAUGAAGUACUGGACAAAUUUUGCCAAAACUGGAAAUCCAAAGGCUCCCUGGCGGGAUAAAUUUCUCAAUGGAAAUCCUAUUGAAUGGGCCAGAUUCGAUAUCGAUUGGCCAGAAUACAAUCAGAUAAAUCAGAGUUAUUUGCAUCUGAACUCUCAUCCUGCUAUUGGGCACCAAUAUCGUCAUAUAUUCAUAAAAUUCUGGAAUCAGAAUCUACCUAGUGAGCUGCACAAGUUGACAACAUCGAGAUCGAGUGUCCACAUGAUACCACCAAAUAUUCCAAGUCCUGAUGUUCCACGGAGAGAGAUCUAUGGGAACUUCUCGACACAUACCAAACAUUUUGGGGGUGGUGGAGAGAUAAAAACACAUCCGGAUGACAGGAUGUACUCCAAGACUGACAAUCCUAUGACAAUCCUGAGGCUCCUCAAUAAAAGUCCACGACCAACUCCUGAAAUUCAUUCUUUUGAAGACAAAGUAUCCACUGAGGUUGGAGAUGUAUCACCUUUUGAUCCUGAAUCCUAUAUACCCAAUUCAGCCAAUCUUACCCUCAAUCUUCUGAUCAUUAUUGUGGUAAUCUUGUCGAUAUUGAUCAUCAUUUUUGGUUACAUCCUCAAGAGAUCCUACAAGAGAUCAUCUCCCACGGAGAAGAUGCUCAAGAACUUGAAAAGAUCCACACCACCGAAGAUGUUUUAUCGCAGUGACAAUGAUCUGAGUGAGAUGUCCAAUAACUCCUAUGACAUGGUGAGGAUUGAGAGGGGUUCAAAAAUCGACUCGAUCCAUUCAGAUGGAAUCAAUUAUCCCACCACAGUCAUCAAAGCACCCUGGAGAACUCUACCUAAAAGAUGCAGCUUCGAGGAUCCAGACAAUCAAUCUGAUUGUUUUAUGAAACCAGGACAAGUGAGUGUGGCCAUUGAUGCCACUCCACAAGCCAGAAGUGGGAGUGUUCUGAAGCAAGAACCCAUUGAAGUGACCAAAUCUCGUGUUAUGCUAGCACCAGAGACCAAAAUCAUCUGCCAAGAACUGGAUAAUCCUCGAAUUUCUGCGUAUUAUGGCAAUGAUCUUUGUGACGAGGAUGAUUAUGUAAGAAAACCACCUGAUAGCGGUUUCAGCACCCUGGGCAAUGGGCACGUGAGAAAUUUCUCAGAUACCCAAAAAUGUGGAGAGCUCCCAUCAACAUUUGCCAGGAAGACAAAUUCUCUGGACUCCAUGAAAAUGCGCCGGAGAUCACUUCCUGCCCAGAAUCAAUUGGAUUUUGCCAUGGGCUGGACAAAAGUUCCUCCAGUGCCACCUCCUCGUACAGUGUCCACCUUGACUCGCCGACAGAAUCCCACAGUUCCCGAGGAGAUUCUACCACAUCCACCUCAACACAUGCUGGCCACUCUUCCGCCAAGCAGUAACCUCGAAGAUGAGGUAAUCACCUCAAAUACCCUCAUCGUUGGACCUCUAAUCCCCUCAAAGGGUCCCAAAGGGAAGAGUUCUGAUGCCAGUGAUGAGGGUGAAUCCGCCGAAGCUACCCUCAGUGGCACAUCCUCCACCACCAAGUACAACGCUCUCAGCAGGAGCAAGAAGAAAUCAACGUCGCGCAAUGAACCCAACAUAAUUAUAAAGCCUCAAAUCUCAAGAUCUACCUCUGAGAAGGCCAAUAAGUUCAGUGCACGUCGGAUUCCUGCGUCAUCAACGACCACAAACCCUGCUGAAGCCAAUGAAACAAAUAUUUAGUCUGCAAAAUGUAGCACUAUGCACCAGAUAAUUCCUAUACAUGAGCAAGAUAGUACUUAAUGUAAUAAUAAACACGCAGUAUACACAAAAAAAUAAUAUUUAAAUUCUUAAGAUGAUUUUUUCUCUCCUUUAUAUUGCCCGAACAAACUCCUGUAAAUAGCAUUGACUUCAUGAGUUUGAGCACUCCACGAAGUCGUUUUUUUUACUUCGCUAUAUCUUUUAUCACAACAAUUGUACUACAAGACUUUUAUUGAAAUAGAGAAUGCUAUUGAAAUGAA